AUGAUACUUAUCUUACUGUUGCUAUUAUUCCCUACUGUAGUUGAAAAUUGCCUCGUUGUGAAAACAGUGGAGCCACCAAAAUGCGAAUGUCAGUCAUUGGCUCUGUCCAUUUCAAAUAUUGAAUCAAUUAUCGGGAACCAUGAAUUCUAUAAAUCUAAUAUAUCCAAAUAUUCAAUUCAUGCUCCAAAGAUUUCAAUUGAUGACUGUCAUACACAAAUGUAUUGUGAAGGUGUAUACAGUCUAGUGGUAUUUGAUGACAUCGAGAAAUAUCAUGUGUUUGGUGCCUACUCUACUGAUGGUCUUUGUGACCCAUUCACUCAGAAAUGGUUAGUCGAUGAUGGCUCUGCAACAUUAACAACUUAUGGAAAGAUGCAAGGAGUUUGUGUUGAUUAUACCACCAAAGCCUACACAUGCCCUUGUAGACUGUACUCUGUGGAUACUCAAAAUGCAAGAGAGAUGAUCAGUCCACAUGAAAUAUAUCAGGGUUUAUUGUACAAAUAUCAAUUGAUUAGACCUACACUUCCCGAUAAAGAGUGUCCAAGCAAUUUCAGUUGUCCACAGAAUAUGACUAGUGUUUUAUUGGUUUCUUCAUAUUAUAAUCUGCAGGGAACAAACCAAUUCACUUGCGGAACCGAUGAAUUCAACACACCCGUAUGGAGAAAUGAUCAAGUGUCCAUGUUUAUCAGUGAUGACCGAUGUACAGUGUCAUACGGAUGUAAACGAGGAGUUGCUCUCACUCUCACUAAAGUCAGAGGCGAGAUUCUGCGGAGUGAUCGAUUCGAUGCUGUUUGCCACGUGGACGAGGACGAGGAUACCAACACAUGGACAGUUGUACAACAUAAGAGUGCUUUUGGAGAGGAACAAAUUUUUGAGAAUCAAGAUUUGUUUGCUUAUGCAUGUGCUACAACAUAUUGA
Caenorhabditis remanei is the source of this 915-nucleotide messenger RNA. RefSeq lists its product as uncharacterized. The record is from RefSeq and is a predicted model, not a curated record. The transcript has 7 exons. Bases 1 to 915 code for a protein of 304 amino acids. NCBI's taxonomy places the organism in Eukaryota, Metazoa, Nematoda, Chromadorea, Rhabditida, Rhabditidae.